Molecule: messenger RNA, 382 nt
Organism: Quercus robur (English oak)
Lineage: Eukaryota; Viridiplantae; Streptophyta; Magnoliopsida; Fagales; Fagaceae
Product: histone H4
Exons: 1
Coding region: 71-382 (103 amino acids)
Biological process (GO): nucleosome assembly
Cellular component (GO): nucleosome
Molecular function (GO): structural constituent of chromatin; protein heterodimerization activity; DNA binding
Source: RefSeq, a predicted model, not a curated record
CUCACCUUCCCAUCAAAAACAAAAAACAAACAAUCAAUCUCUCAAAAAAUCAAAGAGUCAGAGAGAAAAAAUGUCAGGAAGAGGAAAGGGAGGCAAGGGUUUGGGAAAGGGAGGAGCGAAACGGCACCGUAAGGUUCUGAGGGAUAACAUCCAGGGAAUUACCAAGCCUGCCAUUCGGCGUUUGGCCAGGCGUGGCGGAGUCAAGCGUAUCAGCGGUCUUAUCUACGAGGAGACACGUGGCGUCCUCAAGAUCUUCUUGGAGAACGUGAUUCGCGAUGCUGUGACCUACACCGAGCACGCUCGCCGCAAGACCGUUACUGCCAUGGAUGUUGUUUACGCUUUGAAGAGGCAGGGUAGGACUCUCUAUGGGUUUGGAGGUUAA